This is a messenger RNA of Athene cunicularia (burrowing owl), 365 nucleotides long. RefSeq names its product ASNSD1 upstream reading frame (gene ASDURF). The coding region runs from base 1 to 321 and encodes 106 amino acids. NCBI's taxonomy places the organism in Eukaryota, Metazoa, Chordata, Aves, Strigiformes, Strigidae. The record is from RefSeq and is a predicted model, not a curated record. The transcript has 5 exons.
AUGCUGCAGAGAAAGCCGGAUCAGGAGGAGGAGGAGGAGGAGGAGGAGAAACAGGAGAAACAGGAGGUGGACGGCGGGGAGAGUGCGAAGCUGCGCCUCAGGGAGGAGCUGGGCCGGAGGAUUAAAGAGCAGAAGGUUGUAGUUGAUGAGCUUUCAAAUUUGAAGAAGAACCGGAAAGUUUAUAGGCAGCAGCCCAAUAGCAACAUAUUCUUUCUUGUAGACCGAACUGAAACACUGUCUCAAUGCAAAAAUACAUUAGAUGAAUUAAAGAAGGCACAUCAGGAGAUGGAAAAUUCAGAAAAGACUAAAAUCAAGAAAUAGUCCGACUGAGUUCAGAGUCACAAUGUGUGGUAUUUGUUGCAUCG